AUGACUAGCAGAAGCACAGCCAGGCCCAACAGGCAGCCCCAGGCCAACAAAAUAUGCCAGUUCAAACUGGUCCUGCUGGGUGAAUCUGCGGUGGGGAAAACCAGCCUGGUGUUACGUUUUGUCAAAGGGCAGUUCCACGGGUACCAGGAGAGCACCACUGGAGUGGCCUUCCUCACCCAGUCUGUUUGUCUAGAUGACACGACAGUCAAGUUUGAGAUCUGGGACACAGCUGGGCAGGAGUGA
This is a messenger RNA of Rangifer tarandus platyrhynchus (Svalbard reindeer), 243 nucleotides long. NCBI's taxonomy places the organism in Eukaryota, Metazoa, Chordata, Mammalia, Artiodactyla, Cervidae. The record is from the annotation of a GenBank genome assembly.